Messenger RNA from Penaeus chinensis, 2140 nucleotides. RefSeq names its product histone acetyltransferase KAT8-like. The coding region runs from base 9 to 1370 and encodes 453 amino acids. The transcript has 9 exons. Gene Ontology annotation, biological process: regulation of DNA-templated transcription. The record is from RefSeq and is a predicted model, not a curated record. Lineage: Eukaryota; Metazoa; Arthropoda; Malacostraca; Decapoda; Penaeidae. Gene Ontology annotation, molecular function: histone acetyltransferase activity.
CACUAGAAAUGGCGGACGAUAACAAUACCAAGACGAGUGAAGUAAACAAAAAUGACGAUUCCUCCACCGCAGACAAGGAAAAUGAACCUGUGUUGUUGCCAGACGGCGAAAAGAAGCGAGAGGAGAGAGAAGAGAACAAAAAUGACGGUGACGAUAUACAAUUGAACAUCGGAGAGCAGUAUAUGGUUCGACGGGCAGACGAUACAUGGCAGGCAGCAGAAAUUAUCCAGAGAAGAUACAAUGAUGUGGAGAUGCAAAAUGAAUAUUAUGUCCACUACGAUGGCCUCAAUCGUCGCCUGGAUGAAUGGGUAACAAAAGAGAGGAUAGAUUUAUCAGAAUUGUAUCAACGUGGGGACAAAACACUAACGGGUAAUGACCUCCUCAAUGAUCAAACUGCAGGACGGAAAAUUACAAGAAAUCAGAAACGGAAACAUGACGAAAUCAAUCAUGUACAGAAGACCUAUGCAGAUAUGGACCCUACAACAGCAGCAUUAGAAAAAGAACAUGAAGCAAUUACAAAAGUCAAAUACAUAGACAGAGUACAGAUAGGUCGGUUCGAGAUUGACACAUGGUACUUCAGCCCAUACCCAGAGGAAUAUGGCAAAGCACCUAAACUCUAUACGUGCCAAUAUUGUCUAAAAUAUAUGCGACUUGAAAAAACCUACAGAUAUCAUUUGAGCGAAUGCACUUGGAGACAACCACCGGGUAGAGAUAUUUACAGAAAAGGAACUCUUAGCAUCUAUGAAGUAGAUGGGGCAGAACACAAGAUCUACUGCCAGAAUCUCUGUCUUCUUGCAAAACUCUUCCUAGACCAUAAGACAUUAUAUUUUGAUGUGGAGCCAUUCCUGUUUUAUAUCCUGUGUGAGGUGGACAAGCAAGGAGCGCAUUUAGUUGGUUAUUUCUCAAAGGAGAAGGAAAGUCCAGAUGGGCACAACGUAGCUUGCAUUAUGACGCUCCCACCAUUCCAGAGAAAAGGCUAUGGGAAACUCCUUAUAGCUUUCAGUUAUGAGCUCAGCAAGCUAGAAGGAGUUGUGGGGAGCCCUGAGAAGCCUCUGUCUGAUCUUGGAAAGCUUUCCUACCGAUCAUACUGGACCUGGGUACUUUUAGAGAUUCUACGAGAUUUUAAAGGCACGCUGUCCAUCAAAGAUCUCAGCCAGAUGACCAGCAUCACACAGCAAGACAUAAUUUCCACGCUGCAGAGCAUCAAUCUAGUAAAGUACUGGAAGGGUCAACAUGUUAUAUGUGUCACACCAAAACUUGUGGAGGAAUACAUUAAUUCAGCCCAGUUCAAACGUCCAAGACUAACAGUAGAUCCUUCCCUUCUGAGAUGGUCGCCACCCAAGAGACAACAAAACCAGAGGAAAAAGUAGAAGUCACACGUUAUUUUCCUUCCCAUCAUGUAAAGUUUACAUGGAUGCAAUUGGACAUAGUUUUAUUUGAGGUGAAAUAUUGUACAGUAUAUAUGAGUAUGUACCAGUAGGUGUUUAUUUCCAGUGUAUGAUGAAUAGGAUAAUACAAUUUUACAUAAAGAAGGGUGGCAUUGUUUAAAUUUCCUUAGGAACAUUUCAUUAUGAUAUUGAUGGCUUUCAGAUAACAAUGUAAUUCCUAUUCUAAAGAAAAAUAUUUGUUUUGUUUAAUGAGAGUUAAAAAAUGACCAGUUUAAGCAUAUAUUUUGAGUAUAUUAAACUGAUUUAUAAGCAGAUAUUUCACGUAUUUGGCAUAUCAUUAGAAAAUAUAAAUGCUUACUGCUAAUAUUUCAUAUCAUAAUGAUAUGAUAAGUAAGGAUAAAGGUUGCUGUAAUAUUUCCAUUUUCAUUUGGAUAUUUCAUUUGAAACAGAAAUGUGAAAAUAUUUACAUUUUCCCUUCAGCUUUUAAGGAGAAAAAGCAUGGAAGAAAAUGGUUGGUUGGCCAAACAAGGCUGUUACAAAAAUAUUAGUACAAUUAAUUGUUAUCAUAAGAAGUAAAGAGAAUACCCAGUAACAUAGAUUUAUCUUUUGACUUCUAAUGUUAACAAAAGUAAAGGUAGUUCUGAGGAUUUUUUUUUAUUCAUGAAUUUUAUAAUCUGCUAUUAUGAAUGGUUCCUUUUAUUUGUCAAGAAAAAAAAAAUGUAUAUAGAGCUCAAAUAAAAGUUCCAAAUUAC